Messenger RNA from Pecten maximus, 7341 nucleotides. RefSeq names its product E3 SUMO-protein ligase RanBP2-like. Gene Ontology annotation, molecular function: GTPase activator activity; protein binding. Gene Ontology annotation, cellular component: nuclear pore; cytoplasm. Gene Ontology annotation, biological process: intracellular transport. The record is from RefSeq and is a predicted model, not a curated record. The coding region runs from base 147 to 5039 and encodes 1630 amino acids. The transcript has 13 exons. Lineage: Eukaryota; Metazoa; Mollusca; Bivalvia; Pectinida; Pectinidae.
GCCGUCCUCACACGAUCACCGACAAGCGAGGCAGCUACAUCAACUGCCUCUGUGCCAGCUAAUAUCCCAACAAAUUCAUGUAUGCAGACACAGUCCAACAUUGGUCAGACAGACAAAGAAUUGUUUGAUGGAAAGCCAGUGUCUAUAUGUCAACCCCAGGCGAUGGCGUCCCUCGGUCAGACUUCCACCCCCGGAAAUGUUCCCUUGUUUACCAGUCUGAUGGCUGCAUCCAAGUCUCCCUGAUACCUCGGACACUCAACAGCCCUCUCUUACGUAAUUCUGAGGUUCUGCCCGGGAUCGGUGCUAAGACAGAUUCCCCGAAUCUGACUCCAUUCACGGACUUUGCCAGUCUGGCUAAAUCCUCCCCACAGGGGGGCAUGUUUCGACCUACGAGUACAUCCGUACCAAAAUCUCCUAUGACUAGUCCGGUAAAAUCCCCAGGCCGACACGACGAUGACGUGGUGGAAGAGUAUGAACCAAAAGUAGACUUCAAACCAAUUAUCGAUCUCCCAGACUUGGUCGAGGUCAAAACUGGAGAAGAAGAGGAGGAAAAGCUAUUUGGAGAGCGUGCCAAACUUUACCGCUAUGACCCAGAAACUAACCAAUGGAAGGAGAGAGGCAUCGGAGAGAUGAAGCUUCUCAGACAUCGCAACACCAAGCAGGUACGAGUGUUGAUGAGGCGAGAACAGGUCCUGAAGCUGUGUGCCAAUCACAAGCUCACCACAGCCAUGAAGCUGGUUCCCAUGGCGAACUCCGACAGAGCGUGGUGCUGGACAGCCAUGGAUUACGCUGAAGGCGAGCUGAAGACCGAACGUCUUGCAGUCAGGUUUAAGAAUCCUGAUCAAGCACAGCUAUUCAAACAGGCAUUCGAGGAAUGUCAGGAGGAAAUUCAGAAACAGGAGCAGAAAGCUCCUUCUUCUCCAGUUAAAGAAGAGAAAAAGGAAAAACAAGGUACCAAGGAUCAAAUGUCAUUGGCAGAGAUGUUUAAACCUGCAGCAGGUAGCUGGGAGUGCAACGCCUGUUAUGUAUCAAACAAGUCUGAUGCCCAGAAGUGUGUAGCAUGCAGUACGCGAAAACCUGGAACAAAGCCGCCAUCUGUGGCAACAACUAAAACCAAGGCGGCUUCAAAUCAGGCCACAACCGGGCAGUCACUCAUGGAACUUUUUAAACCCGAGGAGGGAAGCUGGGAUUGUGAUGGAUGUUACGUCAAUAACAAAGCUAACGUACAGAAAUGUGUGGCAUGUCAGGCACUGAAACCGGGACUCAAACCGUCAGACAUAAAGCCAUCGUCUGGUACCACAAGUGGUGGCCUGAGUGGCUUCAAAUUUGGAACAGCACCAGGUGGUGGCUUCACAUUUGGAACGCCUCCUGCUGAAUCGACCACAGAAACGAAAACAACGCCAAGUGUAUCGAAGCCAGGGGCUGUCGGAAAAGCUGACCAAAUAACGCCAAGUGUACCGAAGCCAGGGGCUGUCGGAAAAGCUGACCAAACAAAGCCAAGUGUUAAACCAGAGGAUGUCAAACCUGCGGCCUCAGCCUCAGUCUCUGUAGGACCAUCUGGUUUCACCUUUGGUGGACCAGCCACCGGUGGCUUUAAGUUCGGAAUGCCACCAGCAGCAUCUACAAAGGAUACCAAAUCUACCCCAGUUGCGUCCGCAGGAGAGCCAACUUCGGCUGGCUUUACGUUUGGGCAGACUACGGCUUUCAGCUUCAAGAAGACAGAGACUGCUACAUCAACCAGUAGUUCCUCUACCUCGGCAAAUGGUACAGGGUUUAAGUUUAACAUGGCCUCCCUAGUUUCCAGUACAACUCAGCCUAGCAGUACAACCACUACCUCCGCUACACCUUCAUCUACUACAGGCAAAACAACCCCGGGCAUUGGUUCGGGCAUAGCACCAGUAACAUCAACGACAAAAACUACCACAUUUGGUGCUCCUCAAGGAGGUUUCAAUUUCAGUUUGGGUAAAACCAGUACAGAGAACUCUCCGCAGGCAUCUACUGAAACAACCUCGGCCCCGGCCGCUUUAAAAUUUACAACACCAACAGCUGACACCAAGUCCUCUGGGUUCUCCUUUAAAACCACAGCAGAGCCUAAAACACCAGAGUCAAAGCAGUCGGCCAUAUCAUCUGGAUUCCAGUUUACAUUCACUCCUUCUGGAGCGCAGGGGAAAUCUCCCGGAGUAACCUCCCCUAAGUCUCCAGAGGCCAGUGAAUAUUAUCAAAACAAGGAAGGUGAGGAUGACCACAUACAUUUUGAACCAAUCGUGUCGCUUCCUGACGCUGUUCCUAUAGUAACGGGAGAGGAGAACGAUGAAGUAUUGUACGAGCAUCGUGCCAAGUUGUACCGCUUUGACAAGCAGGAAUGGAAGGAACGUGGACUAGGUAAUGUCAAGAUUCUUUACAACAGCGACACUGAGAAAUGUCGUCUGCUGAUGCGACGGGAACAGAUUCUCAAAGUGUGCUGUCACCAUUACAUCACACCGGAUCUCGAGCUCAAACCCAUGCCCAAGACGGACGGCAAGGCCCUUGUCUGGUUUGCUAUGGACUUCUCUGAUGAAACACCAGGCAUGGAGCACUUCUCCAUCCGGUUCAAGUCUGCGGAAAUUGCCAGCAAGUUUGCUGAUGCAUUUGACACAGCUCGGGAAAAGUCUAAAGACGAAGGGGCAAAGGACUCGCCAGCUGCCAAUGUAGUCAAGUCACCAGAGACUAAGAGUACCUUGGACCCAGUUAAACCUGACGAGGUGGUGUUUGUUCGUGAGGAGAAAGCCACAGAGGAACAAAUUGCCCAAGCCAGGAAAUAUAUGUUACCUGACCAUUUCUACCUGUACCUGUCCUGUAAACCAUGUCCUGGGUGUCGAGGCUGCACAGACAGCAUGCCAGGGGAUUCACCAAGUCAAAACACAGUUAGUAGCACCACUAGUGGUUCAUCGAAGGGAUCGUCCAGUAAGUCCGAGACCCCCACGUCAAGCAGUGUGGCUGGAGGUGGAGGAAGUGCAGGAUCUGGACUUUUUAGUGACCUUGGGACCGGUAAAGUGUUUGGUGCUGCUUCGACAACUAAAGCUUCUUCUCCUGGCCAAGUAUUUGGGACAAAACCUACUUCUCAAACAUCUGAUGGAAUAUUUAAUACCCCUACCACUGGAGGCCUGUUUGGUUCUCAGCCAUCUACGAAGGCCCCUUCCUCGGGCGGACUGUUUGGUUCUCUGCCAACUACAACUGCCUCUUCAACUGGUGGACUGUUUGGUUCUCUGCCAACUACAACUGCCUCUUCAACUGGUGGUCUGUUCGGUUCAUUAACAACUACAACUGCGUCUUCAACUGGCGGACUAUUUGGUUCUCUAACAACUACAACUGCAUCUUCGACUGGUGGUCUGUUCGGUUCUCUUACGACUACAACUGCAUCUUCGAGUGGCGGUCUGUUUGGUUCUCUUGCGACUUCAACUCCAUCUUCGACUGGCGGUGGUUCUCUUGCGACUUCAACUCCAUCUUCGACUGGCGGUGGUUCUCUUACGACUACAACUGCAUCUUCGACUGGCGGUCUGUUUGGUUCUCUUGCGACUUCAACUCCAUCUUCGACUGGCGGUGGUUCUCUUGCGACUUCAACUCCAUCUUCGACUGGAGGUCUGUUCGGUUCUCUAACGACAACAACUUCCUCUUCCACUGGGGGUCUGUUUGGAUCUUCACUACCAACUACUUCAACUCCCUCCACUAAGGGAUUAUUUGGUUCUACACCUCAAACUUCACUAUUUGGCACCAAACCUGCAACAACUGUAUCAGAAUCUGCCAGUACUCCACAGAGCAGUGCUGAUGACCACACGGUCAGUCCGGGAGGGACUGUCUUUGGGGGUCAGACGAGCUCUGCAGGACAAUUUUCAUUCUCACAGAUAGCCUCACAAAGUGGCUCAGAGAAUGCCUUCAAAAAAGAUGAAAGCAAGCCAUUCAGCUGGUCGGGAGCAGGCAAACAGCUGUUUGGUACCAAGGGCCAAGGUGGAGGGGCACAAGAAGGAGACGAGGACGAUGAAGUUGUGGAAAGUCACGACCCACAUUUUGAGCCAAUUGUUGCCCUCCCCGACCUUGUUGAGAUUAAAACAGGUGAAGAAGAUUUUGACGCCCUGUUCAGUAUACGGGCCAAGCUCUACCGAUUUGACAAGGAUAUUAAUCAGUGGAAGGAGAAGGGAGUCGGUGAAAUGAAGAUCCUUGAACAGCAUCAAACAGGAAAGAUACGGCUAUUACUGCGCCGUGAACAGAUCUACAAGCUGGCCUGUAACCACUGGCUGACCCCUGACCUCAGCUUUAAGCCAAUGGCUACGUCAGAGACCGCAUGGUGCUGGACAACACAGGACUACAGUGAAGAAGAGCCUCGUAUGGAACAGCUGGCUGUCAAGUUCAAGAACCAAGAAAUAGCCACCCAGUUUAAGGAGCUGAUUGAUAAGUGUCAAGCAAAGUUGAGAGAGAUGCCACAGUCUACUCAUGAGGAUAAGAUGCCAAUCCAAGUCUCUGAGGUAACGUCUGAGGCCAGUGAUGCAGUCAUCUCUCAACCUACAGAAGAAGACGAUGAGGAGGAAGAGGAGGAGGAUGAUGAGGAUGAAGAUGAUGACGAUGACGACGAUGAUGAGAUGAUCUUGUUUGAAAAAAGAGCAACAUUGUAUACAAAAGAUGGAACAUGGAAGAUUCUGGGGAUGGGGCAGCUGAAGGUGCUGUAUGAUGAAGAUGUAAAUGGCAACAGAAUCGCCAUGGAAACGGACGACAAAGAGACUGUGUGCAAUCAUUUAUUAACCAAAGAAUCCGUAUUGAAAAUCAACAAGAAACAGAGGAAUUGUGAGUGGUCUCCCAUUGAUUUCUCCACGGACGAUCCGGUGCGACGAGAAUUCCGUGCUCAGUUCAGUUCAGAGACAGUUCUAGAUGAAUUUGAACGAUUCUUCAAGCAGGGCCAAACACUCGCAGUCGAUUCCGACCUCUCGGAGAGGCACAUGAUGACGACAUAUCCACGGGAAAUUGUUUACCCGGAAGUCCAUGCACAUAGUGCUGGCACAGAGGACUGAGAUGCGACGGCAAAUUCGUUUUGACAAACGAGCUCAGAACCACAUAGCUUGGACAUUACUGACCCUCUAUGAAACACAAGUAUUCCUUAAGACAGCGUGUUGUGAUAUUUGUAUAGAGUUUGAUGUUAACCUAAUAUGGAUUUCACCAGAAAGUCUAUCAACCCUGCAUACUGUAAAAGUGGUUAUUUUCAUGGGGAGUUAAUUUAGCAAUUUUUAUAUGUAAACUUUAUGCAUGGGGGAAAUUUUCGCGAUUGAUCCACCCAUAUGUAGUUUGAGAUUAGACAAAUUGAUAUAAAAAAAAAAUACAUGUGUGGGAAACUUUUACGAUCAAAAUUACUCCAUGUAAUUAGCAUAAAUUUACCCCUCGCGUAAAUUUCCACAUUUACACUUAAUGUAGGGUACAAAAUCUGUAGAGUUUGGAUUGAAUCUAUAGUUUGUGUUAAUCCUGCUCCUGCCAUAGUAUUAUUGAAUUAUCAAGAAACAUCGACCUGAACUUUUAUUGACAGAUUUAUUUACUGGUGAACGUAUCUACAGAAAGUACUCUCUGUGCAUUCUGGUAUAACAGAGGAAAUCCUGUGCUCUUUUUAGCCGACUUAUUCGUUUGAUUUCCCAUCUUUUUCUUUUUUCUUCUUCUUUCCUCUGACUUUUUGUUUCUGAUUGAAGUACCAACUGAUAUCUACUAUAAACCUUCAUCUUGAAAGUUAAAUGUUGUGUAUAUAUAACAUGUUCUGUUACUGUUGGUGCUAAUUGUGGAAGCGUCAUUGCCAGCACACAUUUUCUAUAUUACCACCUGUCAUAGAAAGAAGUUUAUGAUUAAAAAAACAACUGUUUUAUAGUAUUUUUCAUGGUAAUGGUUUAUAUUCAUCAAAUGCAUGGGUGAGUUUUCAGUAUAAUUCUGAAUUCUGUAUUUUGGAAAUAUUUGCCCCCAUAUACCCAGUAUGUCCAUGUUAAACAUCUAUUUUAGUAUUUUGAAAUCACAACACUUUCAUCCAUGCAAAUAUUAUAUCAGCAUUAUAAGGGACUUCGGCAAAAAAUACGGACUUAAUGAUCCGUAAAUAUGUAUAUCAUAAUACAAACACAGAUUGUGGGUUAGGGAUUUGGUGCCUGUCCCCGUGUUGGAGAUAAGGUGUAUCAAAUUAAGAUCAAAAUCUCAUAUACUUCUUAAUAAUGAAGUUUUGUCAUUAUUUCUAUAAAUAACUUCGAAAGUUGAAAAAGUGUUCUCUUUAUAAAAUAACCGCAAAUGUAGCAGAUAUGUUUUCCAAUUGUUAUGUUGAUUUCUACGUCAUCGAGAACCGUACUGGAAAUUUCUAUAUUGUAAUAGGAAUGUUUUGCAAACACCACCAUAAUUAUGUGUAUGUGUUAUUAGAUCAAGAUUCUUUGUUCCAGGUGUCAAAAGAUAGUUUUGUUUGAAAAAAAAAGAGUUUACAAUAAUGUAAUUUUUCCAGUAUAAAGAGCACUUUUAACAACCUGUAACCAGAUAUUUUUACAUGAAAACAUUUUUAUCGACCAGCAAAAGGUAUACCGUAUUUAUACUAAUAAACGCCCCCGCCCUAAACGCCCCCCCCCUUUUUGGAAAGAAAAAUUCCUCAAUUCGAGAAAAAGAACUUACCGUGGCACACUUAUAUAUCCAUCCACGUGUGUCCAGAGGUAAUUAUUUAAAGGAUAUCCAACAUAAAACUAACACAAACCACAAAACAAAGUUUCAGUAACUAUAUACACAGUACCACUAUAUGUUUCAUGGUGUGAAAUGGGUACAUACAACAGAUCUCACAACUUACCGACUCUGAAAUUUUGAUCUCCAUUAAACGCCCCACCUUGGAAAAAUUUCACUCCCCCGGGGCGUUUAUUAGAAUAAAUACGGUAAUAUACUUCCUCGUAUCUUACAACUAUUUGUCAUUUCUACUAUGAUGUUCAAUCAUGUCUACUGUCUCAAAAUACGCAAAUAACCCCAAAGUGGUUUCCAGUUUACUUACAAAUAUAUUUUGUCAUGUAUUCAAAUUAAACAGUCUUUAUUAUUGUCGUUAAAAUCGUUCGAGAAAUGAGAUCAAAAUUUUUGGGAAUUGUGAUCAUGUAAGAUUAUGAAUAUUCAUAAAUCUGCAUUAACUUUGUAAGAUUACUAAAUACAAUUUGUGUGCCAUGUACAACAAUACCUAGUAUGUACCUUCACUUUUAAUAUUGUUGUUCAGGUAUAAAGAAGUGCUAUUGUAUGAUAGAGCCAUUUUACUGAUGUAUAGACGUGCUACAGUUUGGACUUGGUGAUCAAUUCUUGUACCGAUCUUGUUCCAUUAAAUUCUCAAAAUCA